AUGGAGACCGUUCAGUUCACUGAGGUUAUGGUUCUGACGGAGUUGUUGAGUCUAAAGGAAUUCAAAUCACCAGGUGCCGAUGAGAGUCCGGCGAAGAUUUUGAAGGAACUCGCCGGUGUGUUGGCUAAGCCACUCUCUAUGCUUUUCCAUACAUCCUUCGAGGCCGGAUAUCUGCCACCCGACUGGAAGUCGGCGUGGAUUACGCCGCUGUACAAGGGCGGAAGUCGGGUCUCUGCAAACAAUUACAGACCUGUCAGCCUCACCUCCAUUUGCUGUAAGAUUAUGGAGAGGAUAAUAAAGCAACAAUUAAUGCGGUUCCUUGAACAAAACCAUCUGCCUUCCGAUUCCCGGCACGGAUUCCGCAAAGGCAGAUCCUGUGUAACAAACUUGCUCUACUGUCUGGAACACUGGACUAGGGCUGUGGAUAUGGUGCACGCCAUCUAUAUCGACUUUAAAAAGGCCUUCGACAGCGUGCCUCACCACCGCCUUCUAUACAAACUCAGCCGUGCAGGAGUGCGAGGUAAGCUUCUGGUGUGGAUUCGAAGUUUUUUACUCGGCCGCUCUCAAGCCGUCCACGUCGGUGAGCAGCAAUCUGCCGAGGUUGGCGUUAGGAAUGGUGUUCCCCAAGGCUCUGUUCUUGGCCCUACACUGUUCCCCGUAUACGUCAACGAACGCGUAAACGAACUGGAUUGCGAUGUCGCAAUGUUUACCGAUGACAUAAAGAUUUGGAGUACCAUACGAAGCGAAGUUGACGAGGCGCGACUGCAGACAAAUCGGGACCACCUCGAGCAAUGGUCGAAAGUCUGGCUUCUACCGUCCAACGUAAACAAGUGUAACUUCCUACACGUCGGCGGAACCAGUUCUCCUAACCACACGGUCUACCGUCUGACUGGCGAACCACUGCAAGAAGUCGACGCGUAG
Messenger RNA from Spirometra erinaceieuropaei, 921 nucleotides. The record is from the annotation of a GenBank genome assembly. Lineage: Eukaryota; Metazoa; Platyhelminthes; Cestoda; Diphyllobothriidea; Diphyllobothriidae.